AUGAACGAUGAAAAGAUGCAAAUACAAAAAAUAAGUCGACGUUUACAACAGACUGUGCUAAAGACAACCAAAGUCAAACAUUCCUCAUCGAAAGGAGUUAGCGUUGGUCCUGUUACACCAGUUUUUGCAUCACAACAGGAACUUUCAGCUUUGAAUGAGACAUAUAAACCAGUUGUAUUGAAAAUUGUGAAAAGUUCUAGAAUAAGAGCCCAAUCGGCUGAUCCUCAGUCAACACCAUCAGCAGCCUUGCCCACUGUACAUGACACCACGACGACAAAUGUGCUACAAUCAGUCCCUUCAAUUGAAUCUGCACUUCCACCAGAUUAUAAUGUACAGUCUGCGUCCACAACAGUUCCGACAAUUCUAAGCACUCCAGCGUAUUCUGGAGUGACAGUUGAAGUGCCACAGGUAUGUGCUAGAGAUCGGAUAAAAUAAAAAGUAUGCUGUACGCCGUGGUCAACUAAUGGUCGCCCUCAAAUCACAAGGUUCGACAUUUCUUUUUAAUUAAGGAUACCCUCAAGCAACAGACUGUGCCACACACAACCAAAGUCAAACAUUCCUCAUCGAAAGGAGUUAGCGUUGGUCCUGUUACACCAGUUUCUGC
This is a messenger RNA of Didymodactylos carnosus, 604 nucleotides long. The record is from the annotation of a GenBank genome assembly. NCBI's taxonomy places the organism in Eukaryota, Metazoa, Rotifera, Eurotatoria, Philodinida, Philodinidae.